Messenger RNA from Spodoptera littoralis (African cotton leafworm), 945 nucleotides. The record is from the annotation of a GenBank genome assembly. Lineage: Eukaryota; Metazoa; Arthropoda; Insecta; Lepidoptera; Noctuidae.
AUGAUCGUUGCGCAUGCGAACGAAACGAACAACCGUCCACGGCUGAGUCCUGCGCACACUGCGCACCCCUUUGUGUUCAUACUAAAAACCGACAAAUCUCGGAUCGAGCCGCGCAUGAGUUGUAUCGCUCGGAGCGUGCGCGACCCAGGCGCAGUUCGUGUGCGCGAGGCGUCCACACUGGGAAUCCUCCAUGAUCGUCCCACUGCAAGGCAAAGGUGGUCACGCCUUCCGCCACCUAGUGUGUCACGCGUGCCACAAUCUGUAGUAAUGCCUCUGUCGGCGGCACACCUGACGCUGUCGACGUACCCGGUAUACCCGACAGGGCCAGGGUACCUGCCGCUGCCUCUACGCCAUGGAGAUGUUCAAGUUUCCUCAGGUGGUAGUUCAGGCUACCAUUCGUUAAGUACGCGGUCAUCGUCACCCCCGCCUGGCCCACCCGCCACCAGCCCUGCACCGGAGAUAUCGGCAGAGCUGGAUCCAGACUAUCACCGUUACGUUGAGGCUGCCAUGGCUGCCAUAAAAGAUCACCAAGGUGGCACUUUAGUCGGAAGCAAUCCGAACAUGCGUCGCGCUGUGCGGUCGCAAGCGCACGCCGGCACCGCGGCGGAAGACGACGCCUACCGACGCACGCGCGAGAAGAACAACGCGGCGGCGAAGAAGAGCCGCGACCGGCGGAAGCUGCGCGAGGUAGAACUGUCGGUGGAGGUGUCGUACCUGAAGCAGCAGCUGGCGGCGCUCAAGGCGACGCUGCGCUCCCGCGCCUGCACACGCUGCCGCCGCUCCAGUCUGUGCUAGUGCGGACCACCAGCACACACACACACACACACACACAUACACACAGCUGUGAUACACAAUGUUCCUGAUUUAAGUGAAAUGGUCGUAAGACUUUAAGCUAUUGACGUGCAAUUUAUUAAAUAGUAAAUAAAUAUAGGUAAUUUCGGGUUU